Messenger RNA from Acanthopagrus latus (yellowfin seabream), 2227 nucleotides. Its product is annotated as mixed lineage kinase domain-like protein. Lineage: Eukaryota; Metazoa; Chordata; Actinopteri; Spariformes; Sparidae. The record is from RefSeq and is a predicted model, not a curated record. Gene Ontology annotation, molecular function: ATP binding; protein kinase activity. Gene Ontology annotation, biological process: cell surface receptor signaling pathway; protein phosphorylation. The coding region runs from base 160 to 1569 and encodes 469 amino acids. The transcript is spliced from 11 exons.
ACUCAGAGGGGGGAAGGAGAGGAAGAGGAAGCGUCGAGCAGCAGAGGGAGGAGGAGCUCAGGUCAUACAGCCAGUUUCAUUUUUGCUCAGCACACACAAAGAACACAGAAUUUCAGUUAUUCAGCUCAGACAAGAAGCUUUCACUGAUCACAGCUGGUCAUGGACUACAUAGAGCCCAUCCUGUCCAUCGCCUCACAGAUCUACACCCUGGUGGAGACUGUGAAGGCCAACAUGAAGCGCUGUCAGCGUGUUUCUGAGCGAGUCAGAGCCCUGGGGGAUCUGGUGGGGUCCAUCAAAAAGAAAGAGCAGAUAUCGGAUGACGUAGAAAAAGCUCUCAAGGAACUCUCCAUCACUCUGGAAUCAGCCCAGAAGCUCAUCACAAAAUUUACUACGGCCAAGUGGGUGAAGCGCAUCCUUAAAUGCAGCAGCUACGGGGACGACUUCAACAGUCUGAAUGAGCGUCUCAAUGACGCCUUCCAGGUCCUGUCUGGAGCCCUGCAGGUGGAGCAGGGGAACCUGCUGAUCGACGUGUUCAAACAGACCACCAGAGAGCGACAAGACGAGGAAGACAGGAGGGAGGACGACAAGGAGCUGAAGAUCUUGCUCGUCGAACACAUGGAGAGCCAACAGAGAGCAUUCGAAGAACUCCAAAUCAGCGUGCAAAAACUCUUGGAGACCAUGAAUAAGCCCAAAGUCACUGAUGAAGGCAUCAAGAUGAUCAAACCGGAGGAGCUCAAGUACGAACUUCCCAAAGAGCCCUUCAUGACCACGUCGACCUCAGAGGUGUACAGAGGAGAGUACCAUGGCUUCCCGGUGGCCAUCAAGAGAUACACUGACCUGAACACCAGCUCAGGGCAGAUUAAGUCUGUUUUCAAAAAGGAAACUGAAACCAUGAAGCGGUUUGAGUCGCCCAACAUCCUGCGAAUGUUUGGAAUCUGUGUCCAGGAGGAGGGACCCAGUUCUCAGUUCCUCAUCAUCAUGGAGUACUGUGAGAAGGGAAGUCUCCGUCAGGUCCUGGACUCUGAGCACGAGGAGCUGUCCUGGACCAGGAAGGCUCGCAUGUGUCUGGACGCAGCGAAAGGACUCUACCGGCUGCACCAGACAGAAGAAAAAUCCAAGGUGCAUGGAUGCAUCAACAGCUACAAGUUCCUUGUGGCUGAAGGCUACAUAGUCAAGCUAGGAGGUUUUGAGCUGGCGAAAACAGAAACAUCGCUGAAAAAGUCAACAAAGAAGUCGACGAAGGACAAAGAGUUCGAGUCCCUGUGCUACUACAGUCCUGAGGUCCUCAAGAACAUCAACCACCCUUACAGCAAGGACUGUGAGAUGUACAGCUUUGGAAUCGUCCUGUGGGAAAUUGCCACCUGUAAGAAGCCUUUUGCAGGUUUAUCAGUCAAGGAUAUCCAGCAGAAAGUGUGCGAGGAGAAAUUUCAGGAGCCGCUCCCUGAAGACUGUCCUGAACAACUGGGGAAUCUGAUCAACGCCUGUCGGGCCUAUGAGAGCUUCAAGAGACCAUCUGCUGGAAUGCUGGUGGACAGACUGCGCAGCGUGGUGGCACAGUUAGAGGAGUAAUACAACUCUCAGGUCUCUGGUCAUACUCAGGAGAAGAAGUACAGUUAUGAAAUCAUUAAACAGAUUUCUGGCUCGCCUAAAGUUGCAUAUAAUCCUUAAGAAAGUUACAACACACUAAAAGCCAUAAGUUUGUAUUUCAGUUAAUUGUUAGUAUUGGAAAAGCAUCAAAAACAGGAAGCUGUUUCCAACAAUCAACCUUCUUAUGUCUGCGUGGGGUGUGUGAGGUUGUUUGACUUAAAGUUUUAUAGUUUUUUUUUUAAUGAAUGCAUGUUAAGUAGCUGAAGCAUCUGCUCAGGGACUCCUGACUGACUGCUGGUUGACAUUUUAGGAUUACUUGGAGGAAACACUGUAUUGUACAGCGUUUAGUAACCACAGAGCUGCAGGUCUUCUGUAUACUGUCUGUCACACAUGUACAGUCUCGUAACAAACACCAGCUCUUGAGGUUGUAGCUACAUCUCUCCACCCAGAAAGGGCCUCCACCAAGCGGUAAAAGUCAAUGUUACAACAAAAACAUUUUCAAACUUGUUCUAAGUUAGAUUUUUAUCUCUGAGCCUUUAUGUUUACUAUGACAACAAACUCUCAGUGAAUAACAGUGGAGUCUGAUGCAACACGAGUUCUGAUGCUGCAAUAUACCAAAUAAAAACAAUAAACAAACGUU